Molecule: messenger RNA, 966 nt
Organism: Emiliania huxleyi CCMP1516
Lineage: Eukaryota; Haptophyta; Isochrysidales; Noelaerhabdaceae
Exons: 3
Coding region: 1-378 (125 amino acids)
Source: RefSeq, a predicted model, not a curated record
AUGCGGCCGUCGCGCGCCGUCUCGCUCCUCCUCCUCUGGGAUCGCUGGGAGCACCUCUCCGUCGUCGUUCUCGGCCACCCCCAACGGGGUGACCCGGACACGGAGGAGCAGUUGGACCGCGUCAGCGGCGACGGAUGGGUGGCAGCGAAGGACGGCGAUUAUGCCGACGCCCUCGCCAAGGGCCACACGGUCAUCCUCCUCGUGACCGAGUCGACCGGAGCAUUCUCCGCCGACCUCGAUCGCGUCCUCCGCCAGCUUGCGAGGACCGCACGCGCCAGCGAAGCGAGCGGCAGCCGACACGCCCGCUUCGGGAUCGUGGGGCUGCGCCGGCGCGAGCUUUGCUUCGCUCUCAGCGACAGCGGCAUCUGGAGGUGGUAGCGCUUGCUCGUGGGGAUCGAGCGGCGGCGGCGGCUUUGCGGAUGUCGCGGCGGGCGGCGGCGGCUUUGGCGCCGUCGCGGCGAACGCCGGCGCCGCGGCCGGCUUUGGCUCCAGCAGCAGCACGCUAAACCCCGACGCCGCCGAGUUCGUGCCGGGCGGGGGCGGCGCGGGCGGCGGGGGCGGCGGGGGCGACGGCGAGGCGGCGCCUGCGGAUGCCGCGGACGAGGAGGGGGCGGCGGCGGAGCCCUCCAUCUCCGCUGCGCCCGGCAAGGGCGAGGAGGAGGAGGUUUGCGCACACCGCGUGCGGGCGAAGCUGUUCCUGCUGUCGGGUCGCGAGGUGCGCCGAGGUGGUGACGGCGCCGAGGCGCCCUCCGCCGAGGGUGCGAAGCCAGCGCCGAACGGCGAGGCGGCGGCACGCGAGGGCGGCGGUGACGGCGGCGGCGGUGGCAACGGCGUCGGAGGAGGGGAGGACGCGGGCGGCGGUGCGGGCGAGGGCGACGGCGCUGAGCAUGGGGCGGAUGGCGCGGGCGAGGGCGGCGCGGGCGAGGGCGGUGGGGGCGAGGGCGGUGGGGGCGAGGGCGGCGCGAA